CUCCCUCUGUGACGGGGUCCACCCGUCCGCUCCGAACCCUUUGGUCACAGACACAGGAAGCCCUUCCCUGUGGGGCUGCUGCAAGUGUUACCACUGACCUUCUGGGGCCGGGGCCUGGCGUGACCUUGGGUCCUGGGGGUUUCCAGGUGGUUCCCUCUGAUCUGCCACGCGGCAGGCGCUGCUAAGGCAUGGCACUGAUCACCGCGUUGGACACUCAGCCCUGGGAGGCCGGUCUGUCACCGCAUGGCACAUGGAGGGGCAGCCCUCGCCGGGGCGUGGCUGCGGGGCUCCAGCUGCCUCUCAUAGCGGCUGUGAAGGAGACUUGCGGAAGCGACAGGAGAGAGGCCAGCUGGAUGCCAGGGAGCCAUCAGUCAGGGGCCUAGCGGGAGCCCGAGGAGAGCCUCUGAGCAGGUGCAGGAAAGGCCAAGAGGAAGAAGGACUUACGGAUAUCCUGUGUGUCCAAGCCGCCCGCGCCCAACCCCACAACUUUGAGGUGGAGGCCGAUGACCUGGUGACCAUCUCAGAGCUCGGGCGUGGAGCCUAUGGGGUGGUGGAGAAGGUGCGGCACGCCCAGAGCGGCACCAUCAUGGCUGUGAAGCGGAUCCGGGCCACCGUGAACUCCCAGGAGCAGAAACGCCUGCUCAUGGACUUGGACGUGAACAUGCGCACGGUCGACUGCUUCUACACCGUCACCUUCUACGGGGCCCUCUUCCGAGAGGGAGACGUGUGGAUCUGCAUGGAGCUCAUGGACACGUCCCUGGACAAGUUCUACCGGAAGGUGCUUGAGAAAGGCAUGACGAUCCCCGAGGACAUUCUGGGGGAGAUUGCUGUGUCUGUAGUGAGGGCCCUGGAGCACCUGCACAGCAAGCUCUCCGUCAUUCACAGAGAUGUAAAGCCUUCGAACGUCCUCAUCAACAAGGAGGGCCACGUGAAGAUGUGUGACUUUGGGAUCAGCGGCUACUUGGUAGAUUCUGUGGCCAAGACGAUGGACGCCGGCUGCAAGCCCUACAUGGCCCCCGAGAGGAUCAACCCGGAGCUGAACCAGAAGGGCUACAACGUGAAGUCCGACGUCUGGAGCCUCGGCAUCACUAUGAUCGAGAUGGCCAUCCUGCGGUUCCCCUACGAGUCCUGGGGGACCCCCUUCCAGCAGCUGAAGCAGGUGGUGGAGGAGCCGUCCCCUCAGCUUCCGGCUGACCGCUUCUCUCCGGAGUUUGUGGACUUCACUGCCCAGUGUUUGAGGAAGAACCCCGCGGAGCGCAUGAGCUACCUGGAGCUGAUGGAGCACCCUUUCUUCACCUUACACAAGACCAAGAAGACAGACAUCGCUGCUUUUGUGAAGAAGAUCCUGGGAGAGGACUCGUAGAGGGGCCCCCAGCCCAGAGCCCUCCACGGGGCGAUGCUUGCCCACACCCUUAAGCUACUGCCACUGGCCGUGGGCAUCCUGGGAGGACUCGAGGGGCUGGUCCCAAGUGCCAAAGAACCAGACUGUCAGGGCUCCCUGCGGCCCUCAUGGGCCUACCAGUGCCUCUGUCCUGCUGCUUCAAGGACCCCAAGUCUUUAGCCCCCAAGACCCUGGACUUGUGGGGACCUGGAUGCCCCCAGAUGUUGCCGCCCCUCACAGAGAAGGCAGCCGGCACCUGUGCACUGCCUGGCCCCGCCCAGAUGCCUUCAAGUUGUAUAUUUUUCUACUUCUUGACUGAAUGGACUUUGCACACUUUGGCUCAGGACUCUGCUGGGUGGUGUGGGGUGCGGACGGGUGAGCCACGUGGACCUCGAGCCCCGAGGGAGACCCAGCUGCUGGAGCCCUCGCCGGGCGCGGCACGCAGGCCCCCCCGGGACCCCGUGGCCCAGCCCCUCCUAUCACAUCUACUAGGGGUGUCGUUUCACUUUUUUUUUUUUAAUUUAUCCUCUUUUUCCCUGUUGCUUUGUGGGUUUGGCUGGGUUUUAUUGCUGUUGUUGUUUUGCACGGUGUGGAGCCACAUACGCUCUCGGCCCCCCGGGCCAGCAGCCAAGGCUCACCUCUGCUCGGGUGGCUCUAGGAGGCUGGCCUCCAGUCUCUGCUCAGAGACACUCCUAGGGGCUGGCCUGGCAGGCUGUAGAUUAGCUUUUCAUAAUGUGUGUGUGUGUGUGGGUGUGUGUACACACAUAUACAUAUAUGCUUUUUUUUUUAAGAAAGGACUACCUGUCCUGGGUUCUGUCCCUGAUGGGUGGGGGCAGUUACCUGUUUGCUGUUUUAAUAAAAAAAAAAGUGGGUCCGAA
Molecule: messenger RNA, 2259 nt
Organism: Myotis myotis
Lineage: Eukaryota; Metazoa; Chordata; Mammalia; Chiroptera; Vespertilionidae
Product: dual specificity mitogen-activated protein kinase kinase 3-like
Exons: 11
Coding region: 251-1363 (370 amino acids)
Biological process (GO): MAPK cascade; protein phosphorylation
Molecular function (GO): MAP kinase kinase activity; ATP binding
Source: RefSeq, a predicted model, not a curated record